This is a messenger RNA of Phragmites australis (common reed), 2120 nucleotides long. Its product is annotated as sodium/calcium exchanger NCL2-like. Gene Ontology annotation, cellular component: membrane. The transcript is spliced from 7 exons. The record is from RefSeq and is a predicted model, not a curated record. Gene Ontology annotation, molecular function: calcium ion binding; calcium:proton antiporter activity. Lineage: Eukaryota; Viridiplantae; Streptophyta; Magnoliopsida; Poales; Poaceae. Bases 131 to 1828 code for a protein of 565 amino acids. Gene Ontology annotation, biological process: calcium ion transmembrane transport; intracellular calcium ion homeostasis.
CGUCCUACCCGGCCCCGCCACCGCAUCCCGCGUCCUUCGAUUACCACCCCUCCUCUAAUCAAUCCCCGUCGCCUUGUCGCCUCCCCAACCCACUCGACUCGACUCGACUCGCUGCCUCGCUCUCCUCCACAUGCCGCCGCGUCUUCUCCCUCUCCUCCUCCUCGCCAUCGCCGGCGCGGCCGCGCUCGCGCAUGGCCGCAUCAUCUCCGACGACGGAACCCUCCCGGGGACCGCCCUGCGUCUCCCUUCGGAGUCCGCGGCGGCGGCGGCGGCGGAUGAGGAGUGCGAGAUGACGUACGGGUUCCUGCCGUGCACGAGUAAGGCGGGCGGGAACCUGUUCCUCGCCCUGGCCUACGGGUUCCUCAUGUUCAAGGCCGCCACCUACCUCUCCGCCGGCAGCGAGCUGCUGCUCGAGAUCCUCGGCCCCGGCAUCGUCGGCGGGCUCUUCCUACCUAUCCUCGGCGCGCUACCCGACGCAAUGCUCAUCCUCGUUUCUGGGCUCUCUGGCACUAAAGAGGUUGCUCAAAGUCAGGUUUUGAUUGGAAUGGGCCUGCUGGCAGGGUCGACAGUCAUGCUUUUGACCCUACUCUGGGGAUCUUGUGUUGUUGUUGGCAAAUGUGAUUUGUCGGAGAAUUCAACUGCAAUUGAUUCCCGAGAUACGAAACGCUUCAGUCUUUUUGGCUCUGGUGUUUCUACUGAUUUGCCAACCAGCUAUGCAGCAAGAAUCAUGGCGAUAUCUGUUCUUCCCUUUAUCAUUGUUCAGAUACCCAAAAUUUUUAAGCUCCAUUCAGGUCAUCGUUUCACACUCCUGCUUGGACUUAUUGCUGCAGCUCUACUUGUGCUUGCCUAUUGCCUAUAUCAGAUCUUUCAGCCAUGGAUCCAGAGGAGAAGAUUAGAGUAUGCAAGACUAAAGCAUGUAAUGUCUGGAUUUCUAAGACAUGCUCAGAUGCAUGCUUUUGGUCACCUUCUUUAUGAUGAUGGAACACCAAAUGUUCCUCUGAUAGAAAAGUUAUUCCAUAAGAUUGAUCUGGACAAUGAUGGAAGGAUAGAACGUGGAGAACUACAAGCUUUCAUUAUUGGUGUUAAGUUUGAAGAUGUUGACUUGGAUAGUAACCUAGCCAUAGACCAAGUUAUGGCAGACUUUGAUACAUCACAAAACUCUAUCAUUGAAAAGGGGGAGUUUGUUAAUGGAAUCUUGAGAUGGCUGGAAGAAGCUAAACAUGCUGUUGUUGCUUCUGGUGCCUACUCGAAAAAGUUUUUGCAUGAUUUUCAUAAGAAAACAGGGGAUGAACAUAAUUUGCUACUUGAUAAGGAUGAUGAGGAUGGUGAGGCUAUUGAAAAUCCAACCUGGACCUGCUUUAAGGCCAUUUUGCUUUUGCUUCUGGGAACUGCAAUGGCAGCAGCAUUUGCAGAUCCACUUGUUGAUGCUGUGCACAAUUUUUCAAAUGCUACAAGUAUUCCUUCCUUUUUCAUUUCCUUCAUUGCGAUGCCCUUGGCUACUAAUUCCAGCGAGGCUGUCUCAGCAAUUAUAUUUGCUAGCCGAAAGAAGCAGCGCACUCUGUCACUAACAUUCUCUGAGAUCUACGGUGCGGUGACUAUGAACAACACGCUCUGCUUGGCCGUGUUCUUGGCGCUCAUUUACAUGAGAGGUUUAACGUGGGAUUUCUCUGCAGAGGUCCUGGUCAUCUUCCUUGUCUGCAUCAUAAUGGGCCUCUUCACCAGCUUCCGGACCAAGUUCCCACUCUGGACAUGUUUCGUGGCCUAUUUAUUGUAUCCGUUGUCGCUGAUCAUCGUCUACGUUCUUGACUUCAAGCUUGGCUGGUCGUAGAUUCGAAUCCGGAUAUGCCAAGUAACCAACACGUAUAAUAGAGCUAUUCCAUAGCUGUGGACAACUCAUCUGGUUCUUGUAAAUCUCAUCUGAUAACAGAUAUACAUAUAAUGCUACUCCAUAAUCUCCAAUGUAUAAAGUACAACCUGUUCUAAUGUGGGGUCCACAAUGAUUUAAUUUUACUUGCAAAAAUUGCUACAAUGUAUAGAACCUACCUUGGUUCUAAACUGUAUCCCACAUUAUUGCCAUAUGUGAGAGAGGAAGAGAGAAGAGAGAGUAUACUAUUUUCUUA